Molecule: messenger RNA, 1623 nt
Organism: Limulus polyphemus (Atlantic horseshoe crab)
Lineage: Eukaryota; Metazoa; Arthropoda; Merostomata; Xiphosura; Limulidae
Product: DNA excision repair protein ERCC-8-like
Exons: 5
Coding region: 268-1482 (404 amino acids)
Biological process (GO): protein polyubiquitination; proteasome-mediated ubiquitin-dependent protein catabolic process; transcription-coupled nucleotide-excision repair
Cellular component (GO): Cul4A-RING E3 ubiquitin ligase complex; nucleotide-excision repair complex
Molecular function (GO): protein binding
Source: RefSeq, a predicted model, not a curated record
CCUCAAAUGUAAUUUAAAUUGAAAUAAAUAACUCAAAUGCUAGGCCAAGUCAGUUGACUAUGGGGCAUAUGUUAAGGACUUGAACUUGAAAACCCUAAAUCACCCUAACUUGUCUUUAAUCAUCGAACAUUUAAUUUUCUGUAACUUUCAUCCCUUCAGAAUAUUUACGCUAAAAUGGCAUUUGUCUUUUGUAUAGAAUUUAUGUAUUGUUUUGGAUAGAGCUGAGCAAUAAACUCAAGGAAGUAGUAAUACAAAGCAUAAUUGAGCAUGGCUAUGUUAAGCUUUCUUCAUCAAGUGUGGAAUGGUUCAGUAAGACCAACUUCCUUGAUUCAAGCUGAAGCUACACGUCGACUACUGUCCUUGGAACUGAGCAAACUACGGGAUGUUGAACAAGCCCACACAUCAAGUGUAAACUCCAUAGAUAUUGAAAAUAUUGAAAACAGAUACUUGUUGUCAGGAGGAGCAGAUGGAACUAUCUGUAUACAUGAGUUAGAUAAUUACAGUGGAACACCCCAAUAUACAUGCAAGGUUAUUUGUAAAGUCAGUAGGAGAUCAAGACAUGCACACAAAUUUAGUGUAGAAAGUGUACAGUGGUACCCUUUUGACACAGGAUUAUUCACGUCAGGAAGUAUGGACUGCCAGCUGAAAGUGUGGGACACAAACACACUCAAGCCUGCUGAGGUUUUUACCAUGCCAGGAAAAAUUUAUUCCCAUUCUUUAUCAUCUGUUGCUACCCAUCAUUCACUGAUAGCUGUGGCCACAUCUCAUUCCAGAGUGACACUUGUAGACAUGAGAACCGGAGGGUGCUCACAUGAACUUCGUGGCCACAAAAGUAGUGUUUUAUCAAUCCAGUGGUCACCUGUGGCUGAAACAUUGCUGGCAACGGGAAGCAAAGAUAAUCGUCUUCUUCUAUGGGACAUUCGAUCAGCAAAGGGACACCUGUGUGCUUUUGACCAACACAAUGGAGAGGCUGUUGCUGCAGGCUACAGUGGAAAGACUGCACAUGAUGGAACUGUGAGUGGAUUAAGUUUUACUCAAGAUGGCUUGUUUCUGGUGUCUUGUGGUACUGAUGACCGAGUACGGCUCUGGGAUGUUGCUUUGGGCCGAAAUAGUCUAGUCAAUUUUGGAAAGGUAGUGAAUGACAGCUGUAAAACAGUGAAAAUGGCUGUAACUCAAAGCUGUGAUCCUCCACUUGUGUUUGUACCAUCAGAAGGGAGGGUCUUAGUGUACAGUUUAGUUACUGGAGAACUUUUUGAUACCUUAAUAGGACAUUUCAAUCUUGUGAACUGCUGUGCACUACGUCAGCCUCACCAUGAACUUUACAGUGGUGGCAAUGACAGAAACAUCCUUAUCUGGAUACCAGAUUCUGAUCAGGAAGUUUGUUAUGAGGAUUAUACUAGGACUGCUAUGAAAAGUAAAGAAGCCACUUCCAAACAUACAAAUAAUCUUCGGGUUGAUAAUUGGAGUAGUGAUGAAGAUUAGAAAUGAAGAAAAGAAAAAAUCAAACAAUUACUGGCAUAUUCCAAUUGUGUUGUAAAUCUAAACGUAAACUAGUUGUAUGAUUAGAUAAUAGAGAAUGAUGAACCAAGUGUUUGGAAUAAAAUGUUGAUUCUGAUAACGUAA